UGACUCACUCUGUUUGGACGCCCGUUAUCGUCUGCAAAAUGGAGGACCAUGGCACUAAAGAGCCUGAGCAGCUCAGAAAGCUGUUUAUUGGAGGUCUGAGCUUUGAAACCACGGAGGAGAGUUUACGGGCCCAUUUUGAACAAUGGGGUACUCUCACGGAUUGUGUGGUGAUGAGGGAUCCCAACAGUAAACGAUCAAGAGGGUUUGGCUUUGUGACAUACUCCUCUGUUUUGGAAGUGGAUGACGCCAUGAAAGCAAGGCCUCACAAAGUAGAUGGGCGAGUAGUUGAACCCAAGAGGGCUGUGUCUAGAGAGGACUCCAACAAACCUGGCGCCCAUCUGACCGUGAAGAAGAUCUUUGUCGGUGGAAUCAAGGAGGACACUGAGGAGUACCACAUCAGGGAGUAUUUUGAGAAAUACGGAAAGAUUGAAUGCAUUGACAUCAUGGAGGAACGCUCCACUGGGAAGAAGAGAGGAUUCUGCUUCGUGUCCUUCGAUGACCACGACACUGUUGACAAAAUUGUUGCCCAGAAAUAUCACACAAUCAACUUCCACAAUUGCGAGGUCAGGAAAGCUCUCUCCAAACAGGAAAUGAGUGCUAUGUCCAGCAACAGGGGCAGGAGUGGAGGAUCUGGAAACUUCAUGGGGAGAGGCAGUAACUUUGGAGGAGGUGGCAACUAUGGCCGAGGUGGCUUUGGUGGAGGGCGAGGAGGUUAUGGUGAUGAUUUUGAUAAUGGCCCUGGAGGUAAUUAUGGAGGAGGGCCAGGUUAUGGGGGAGGCCGGGGUGGAUAUGGAGGUGGUGGUGGUCCAGGUUAUGGGAACCAGGGUGGUGGAUUUGGAAGCAGCUGUGAUGGAGGAUACGGAGGUAAUGGUGGAGGAUAUGGAGGGGGUGGUAAUUACAACGACUUUGGAAAUUAUGGUGGGCAGCAGUCCAACUACGGGCCCAUGAAAGGAAACAACUAUGGUGGCAGAAACUCAGGGGGACCCUAUGGUGGUGGCUACGGCCCUGGGGGUGGCGGUGGAGGCGGCUACGGCUCCCGGCGAUACUAAUUAUCUCAUGUUUUGGCUUCAGUUCUUAGCAGCAGAGGCGAGGAGGUGAGCAAAGGAGUUGUCAGGAAAGCUGCAGGUUACUUUGAGGCAGUCAUCUGAAAGCAUUAGAGGAACACACAAGUCAGACUUUUACUGCAGCUAAAUGAAGAAGGACUGUAUACACAAGACAUGAGUGCAGAUGAUGCCCCUCUCUAAUUGUGAUAGAUGUUUCCCUAUUAAGCAAUUUUUCCUUUUGUGCGUCUGAAGUGUGUGUAUUGUGCCUAUGGUAUCAGGGGUAAAGAGUAAUUUUUUUAAAAAUUUGAAGUCAGUUUUAAUAUGUUUUUUCUUUUGAUAUUGGUUAGUUUUCUGCUGGUCAAUUAAUAUUUUGUCUUUUAACCUGGUUGUGUCAUAUAGUAUAGUUAAUAUCAGGCCAUCAGAUGAGCUAGAAUUACACAAUUUUUUUCUUUCUGACGUUAUUAUGAUUGCUCAAUUACAAGUGUCAAGUGUACUAUGAUUUUGUAUGUGAAGCACAGUGUGUAAAUCCUUCAUAGUACCAGUGUGAACAGCUAUAAGCAGCCUGGAUUAGAAAUAAGGGAAUCCCUCACUCUUGUUCCCAGAAAACCGAAUUCUAGUUUGUUCCGAAUAUUUUGAUUAGUAGAAAAAGACCGAAUAAAAUUGUGUAGUAAAGUAA
Messenger RNA from Cheilinus undulatus (humphead wrasse), 1719 nucleotides. RefSeq names its product heterogeneous nuclear ribonucleoprotein A3 (gene hnrnpa3). The transcript has 11 exons. The coding region runs from base 39 to 1049 and encodes 336 amino acids. NCBI's taxonomy places the organism in Eukaryota, Metazoa, Chordata, Actinopteri, Labriformes, Labridae. The record is from RefSeq and is a predicted model, not a curated record. Gene Ontology annotation, molecular function: RNA binding.